Setaria italica (foxtail millet) is the source of this 2810-nucleotide messenger RNA. Its product is annotated as casein kinase 1-like protein HD16. The transcript is spliced from 17 exons. The record is from RefSeq and is a predicted model, not a curated record. Gene Ontology annotation, cellular component: nucleus; cytoplasm. Bases 189 to 2282 code for a protein of 697 amino acids. Gene Ontology annotation, biological process: endocytosis; signal transduction; peptidyl-serine phosphorylation. NCBI's taxonomy places the organism in Eukaryota, Viridiplantae, Streptophyta, Magnoliopsida, Poales, Poaceae. Gene Ontology annotation, molecular function: protein serine/threonine kinase activity; ATP binding.
UCUCCCUUCCAGACAGCCAGCCACAGCGCAGGUGUUGCGUUGUGUGUGUGUGUCUGCGGGAGAGACCAAACACCAACCUCCCCCCACCCCCGACCCAUCCCUCCCCGCAUCCCCACCUCGCCGCCACCGCCGCCGCACGGUCUCUUCCCCGAGAUUCGUAGGCGAUUGGAAGUGCAUGGGGAGAAAGGAUGCCAGAGUUGCGUAGUGGAGUCCGGCAAUCUCGGUUGAGGGCAAAGAAGGUUGAGGAUCUCGUUGCUCAGGACCCUGCUGACAACUUGGUUGCGGUGGCACCUACGGUGGCAGGAAGGCGUGGUAGAGGAAGGGGUGGCAGGGGUGGAGGGAGAGGAACAGCGCGGGGAAGGGGAGGAAGAGGGCGAGGUGUUCCAGUGAUUGACUUGGACCCUGACCAGCCUUGCGAGGUUCUUCCUGGAGCUGCAGUUGGUGGUCGUGCUGCAGGUGGGGCACAGCCCAUUGAAAAAUUUGCUGAUAAGGCUUUGAAGAUGGAUGGUGGGAGUGCUGAAAAGAUUGCCGGAGCUGAAGAUGAAGGGACAUCCCCUGUCCCAGAGAAGGUCCAAGUAGGCCAUUCUCCGCAAUACAAGGUAGAGAGGAAGUUGGGCAAAGGUGGUUUUGGUCAAGUUUAUGUUGGCAGAAGGAUUUCUGGGGGAACGGAACGUACUGGACCUGAUGCUUAUGAGGUUGCUUUGAAAUUUGAGCACCGCAACAGUAAGGGUUGCAAUUAUGGCCCUCCAUAUGAGUGGCAAGUUUAUAGUGCUCUGAACGGUUGUUAUGGUGUACCAUGGGUUCAUUACAAAGGCCGGCAAGGGGAUUACUAUGUUCUGGUGAUGGAUAUUCUAGGACCUAGCCUUUGGGAUGUCUGGAACUCAUUUGGGCAAACGAUGACAGCCAAUAUGGUUGCUUGCAUUGCUGUAGAGGCAAUUUCUAUACUUGAGAAACUUCAUGCAAAAGGGUUUGUUCAUGGAGAUGUCAAACCUGAGAAUUUUCUCCUUGGCCAACCUGGAUCACCUGAUGAGAAAAAACUUUUUCUGAUUGAUCUUGGGUUAGCAUCUAGAUGGAAGGAAGGAGGGCCAUCUGGGCAACAUGUUGAAUAUGAUCAGAAGCCAGAUAUUUUCAGAGGUACAAUAAGAUAUGCUAGUGUCCAUGCCCAUUUAGGCCGUACUGGUAGCAGAAGGGAUGAUCUGGAAUCUUUAGCAUAUACAUUAAUAUUUCUUCUCAGAGGAAGAUUGCCAUGGCAAGGCUAUCAGGGCGAGAACAAGAGUUUUCUUGUUUGCAAGAAGAAAAUGGCUACCUCUCCAGAUCUAUUGUGCUGUUUUUGCCCACCUCCAUUCAAACUCUUCCUGGAGACCGUGACAAACAUGAGAUUUGAUGAAGAACCAAAUUACUCAAAGCUUAUUUCCCUUUUUGAUGAAUUAAUUGAGCCCCAGCAUUUGAGGCCUAUUAGAAUAGAUGGUGCAUUGAAGGCUGGACAAAAACGUGGAAGGUUGCUUGUAAAUUUAGAAGAAGAUGAGCAACCGAAGAAGAAAGUUAGACUUGGAAGCCCAGCAAAUCAGUGGAUUUCAGUUUAUAACGCUAGAAGGCCCAUGAAGCAGAGAUACCAUUACAAUGUAGCAGAUGCCAGACUUCAUCAACACAUAGAGAAGGGUAAUGAAGAUGGAUUGUUCAUUAGUUCAGUAGCAUCUUCAGCGAAUCUUUGGGCCCUUAUUAUGGACGCAGGAACUGGUUUCACAUCCCAAGUCUAUGAACUUUCACCCAUAUUCCUUCAUAAGGAUUGGAUUAUGGAGCAAUGGGAAAAUAACUACUACAUCAGUGCCAUAGCUGGUGCAACGAAUGGGAGUUCCUUGGUAGUCAUGUCAAAAGGAACUCCAUACACUCAACAAUCUUACAAAGUUAGUGAAUCAUUCCCCUACAAGUGGAUCAAUAAGAAAUGGAAAGAAGGUUUUCAUGUUACAUCAAUGACAACUGCAGGGAGCCGCUGGGGUGUAGUUAUGUCAAGGAACUCUGGAUAUUCUGAACAGGUAGUAGAAUUGGAUUUUCUUUAUCCUAGUGAAGGUAUCCACCGACGAUGGGAGAACGGAUAUAGAAUAACUUCUACAGCAGCCACUGGUGAUCAAGCUGCUUUUAUAUUGAGUAUACCCAAAAGAAAGUUGAUGGACGAGACACAAGAAACCCUUAGAACAUCUGCUUUUCCAAGCAACCAUGUGAAGGAGAAAUGGGCCAAGAAUCUUUAUAUUGCUUCAAUAUGCUUCGGCCGGACAGUGUCAUGAGGCUUGCUUGGCACUGCAUCCCAAAUCGGGAGAGAACAUAUUCGAAUGAGUAGAUAUGGGAAAAAUCAACAACUUUUGUUGCUGCUCUCUGUUACUCUGUAUGUGUAGGUAGACAAGAUGAACCGCCUUACCAUGGCCACAGUAGGAGCUUAAGAACGAACCAGAAGGAAGGUGGAAAGCAAGCAGCCAAUAAGCAGACGAGGAGGAUGUGACCUGGCUAGUGGUGGUGCAGACGCCGAUGGCGUCAAAUGUUUUGCAUCAGCAUGUUUUGCUUCGCUCCUGACUGCUGUGCAAGAGUAGACAGCUUGUAGCCUCCUUCGGAGGCAAAGUCAAUGAGAACCCAUUGUGUAUAGCGUAUCGUGUCAUUUCAUUUUGUUUAGUGGAAGCCAAGUUCCAUGUUUCCGCUGGAAAUGCUAAGUUAUUGUGUGAGGAGAACAAGUGUACUGAUAUAAUUCAGUGUAUCGAUUCCAUUAUUCGAUAAUUCUCAUUGGAAUAAUUAAUGCAAUAAUGUUGCAUUACUAACCACCA